AUGGUUGCUAUUGCAAAAGUAAUUAUUGCUGUGAGUGCUUUUUUACGAGCUGCGCAAGCAUUUUGUAUCUAUAACAGAAUAACUGCGCCAACAAAAUCAGAUGAAAUUGAUGGAACAAAUCAUGAACGAAAAAUCAUAUCGAUUAAUGUGUGGGAUGCAAGACAUGGGCCUAAAUCAUUUAAAAAAACAGUGGAUGGAUAUGACUCGGUACAAUGUUGUCAUUGGAAAAACCAAGAUUGCAAUCCAAAGGGUAGACCCAACUCACCUAUCAGUCUUAAUGUAAAUUUUUCGAACGACGAUAAGGUAACUUAUUUAUACAAAGCUCAGGUCACUUGUGAUGCAACCUCAGCUUUUAUUUUUUCUGGCCCUAUGGAAAAUAUUUCUGUUGAAUGCGAUACUGGAAAUGGGGAAAUUGUCAAACCUUCUUUAGAUCUUUUAGAAGACCGUUGGACUGAAAUCGGCCAUCCGUUUUAA
This is a messenger RNA of Mucor mucedo, 474 nucleotides long. RefSeq lists its product as uncharacterized. NCBI's taxonomy places the organism in Eukaryota, Fungi, Mucoromycota, Mucoromycetes, Mucorales, Mucoraceae. The record is from RefSeq and is a predicted model, not a curated record. The coding region runs from base 1 to 474 and encodes 157 amino acids. The transcript is spliced from 3 exons.